UUGUUAAAGUCAUUUCCGUGGCACUGCGAUGCGCGCGCGUGCGGUACGCUCGAUUCUCGCCUUCUAACCAUGGCUGGGGUCGAUCAUGCUUACCAGUACUCAGUGGAGGUGAAAAGCAGGUUUUCAUUGUUCUUGGAUGAUCCCUUGAGCAAUGAAGAUCCUGAUUUGCUACAGAACCGGAUUCUGAACCAGCGGCAAGAGCGGAAAAAGAAGGACAAGCCAGUCACCGCGGUCGAAGAACCGAAGUUGGCUGAUUCGUUACAAGAAAACGAAGUAAAGCCAGAUGACGCGGGUAGCAAAGUUAAAGGUGCAGGAACACCAAAGCAAACCAAAACAUCUCAAGCAUCAGUCGUGGUCACCCCAAGCGAACCGGUCAGUGAGCUACCGUCGAAAACGUCUGAGGAGCACAUGGAGCCUUCCGCUCCCCGAGGACGCGGAGCGCCACGUGGAUUUGCUCGCGGAAUGCGAAGCAGAGGAUUAGGCCCCCGGGGGUUUAAUGAGGGACCUCCUGCAGGUGACUUUCAAACACAAAGCCGGGAGAUGCAUUUCGAACCACGUGGUCGUGGACGUGGCCGUGGAGGAUUCUCAAGAGGUCGGGGUUCCGCAUAUACCGAUCACAGGGAGUUCGAUCGAUCUGUGGGUUCGGACCGAGUGGGACCUCGUGCUGGUUACCAAAAGGAAGCCGCCCACUUUGCAGACCAACCGACUGAAGGUGAUAACUCUCAACAAGCCCCUGCGCCAGAGGGCGGUGACGUUGAACGGUCAGAGGUAGAAGAUAGCGAAAAACAUGAAGAGUUGGUCAACGGAGAAGCGGAACCAGCUGAGGAGGAACCAAAGACUCUGACGCUUGAGGAGUACAAAGCGUUGCGUUCUAGCACGAAACCAACUGUGGCACUGGCUUCAAAAGGGACCCGUAAAGCUAAUGAUGGAAAGGAUGUUUUCGCAAACAUGGUUCCACAUAGGAAGAUCAACGAGGUUUCUGAUGAGGAAGUUGAAGAAGUGGAGAAAGAGCCUGAGGAGGAGCCGGUAUUCGAAAUAAAUGUGUCAUUCACGGACAGGUUCUCCGAGCGAGGCAGAGGGUCUUACGGAGGACGAGGAGCCUUCGAUCGCGGGCGUGGGGCCCCCGGGUUCCGCGGAAAUAGCGGAAGGCCAAGAGGUGGUCGUGGUGCGCGUUCUGGAUUCAGAGGAGCCCCAAGGGGACGGGGUUUUGCUAGAGGCAUGGGCUUCGAACAUCAGGUUGCCCCUCCAAUAUACAGUGACCAGGACUUUCCAACUUUGAAGUAA
Molecule: messenger RNA, 1284 nt
Organism: Opisthorchis viverrini
Lineage: Eukaryota; Metazoa; Platyhelminthes; Trematoda; Opisthorchiida; Opisthorchiidae
Exons: 5
Coding region: 70-1284 (404 amino acids)
Cellular component (GO): cytoplasm; nucleus
Molecular function (GO): RNA binding
Source: RefSeq, a predicted model, not a curated record